UAUCAAACUUCUAAACAGCUUUUGUUCCCAGAAAGACAAAAGAAGAAGAAAAAAGAAGAAGAAAUUUCAAGUAAAUUAACUAUGGAAUAACUUUUGAUUCCUAUCUUGGAUUUGGAAUCAUCGUAAAGAGAAGGAUGGGGCUAUGUUGGGACGAGAUUGAACGUAUCAAUAUACAUUUCCUUUCCGUCAACUGAAGUAUGUUCCUUUCCCUUAUAAAAAUUAAAUGGCAAUAACGGCAAGACCCCUUAAAAGCAAUAACUAGUUUCGUCGAUAAAUAGAUUCAACAAACACGGUGGUGCAGCGCAGGGCUUCCAUCAAAUGGAAGAGGAGAAAUGGAUUAUGCACUACAGCAGCUCUCAGAAGAUACUGUUAGUAGGUGAGGGCAACUUUUCUUUUGCUGCUUCCUUAGCCACUGCAUUUGGCUCUGCAAACAACGUUGUCGCCACUUCUCUCGACUCCAAAGAAUCACUUGUGGAGAAGUACCCAGAUGCAGUGAGGACAUUGAAGAAUUUAAAGGCAAAGGGAUGUGUAGUAUUGCAUAAAGUGGAUGUGGAUACCAUGAUCCAACACCCUCUGCUAGCCGAUAAACUAUUUGAUCAAAUCGUCUUUAAUUUCCCUCACGCGGGCUUCUUCGGAAGGGAACACCAGAGGUUUCAAAUUGAGUUGCAUCAAGAUCUGGUCAAGCGGUUCUUCACAGCUGCGUCUGAAAUGCUGACAGGAAGAGGAGAAGUUCAUGUGACACACAAGACCGGUAAUCCUUUCAGCAGAUGGAACAUAGUGAAGUUAGCAGAAGAGGUAGGGUUAUAUCUGGUUGAGGAAGCACCUUUCACGCGAGCGGAUUAUCCAGGUUAUCUCAAUAAGAAAGGAAGUGGGAGAAAAUGCAACCGGACAUUUCGUGUUAGAAAAGUGUAGUACCUACAAAUUUGCCAAGCUACCACUUGAACUUCUGGUUCUUGAUUCACCUUAUUGAAUUCGAGAUCUGAUUUCGUUCUCGCCUCUGUUCUUCAACAUGUAAACUAUUUUCUUAUUGUUUAAACUUCGGUAUGGAGUAACACAGCAA
Molecule: messenger RNA, 1060 nt
Organism: Pyrus x bretschneideri (Chinese white pear)
Lineage: Eukaryota; Viridiplantae; Streptophyta; Magnoliopsida; Rosales; Rosaceae
Exons: 3
Coding region: 319-912 (197 amino acids)
Biological process (GO): rRNA base methylation
Cellular component (GO): cytoplasm
Molecular function (GO): rRNA (uridine-N3-)-methyltransferase activity
Source: RefSeq, a predicted model, not a curated record